GUGUUUAUCACCUGGAACAUGUAGCGGCGAAGAAUUUACCGCGCACUCGUCUCUCCGGGAGUCUCCAGCUGUCUCCCCCGGGGUCCUCUCAGCUUGUCACAGCCGCAGACAUGACUCUGUCUCUGGGCUGGUUCUCAGCUCUGGCCGCGGGUGUUUUCUCCGCUCAUGUUCUGCAGAAACUCUUAUUCCCUUACUUUUGGAGAGACCUUCUGUUUUUGAUGAAGGUGAUCAGGUACGGUGUGAGGCUGGAGCUGUUCAAGUUUACAUCCAGCGUGUGUACAGUCCUCGACAGGUUCAUUCAGCAAGCCCAGCGCAUCCCCAACAAGCCGUUUGUUAUCUACGAUGGAAGCGUCCACACUUACAGAGACGUCGAACAACGGAGCAACAGACUCGCCAAUGUUUUCUUCGACAGAGUCGGUUUGAGGAAAGGAGACUGUGUCGCCUUGCUCAUGAGCAACGAGCCCGACUUCCUGUGCGUUUGGUUCGGGUUGGCGAAGGUCGGCUGCUCGGUUGCUUUUCUCAACACUAACAUCAAGUCUAAGUCUCUGCUGCACUGCUUUAACUGCUGUGGAGCCAAAACUCUCAUCGUUGGUUCAGAUUUAUUUGAAUGUCUGGACGGCAUCAUAACCAGCCUGCUUGAGGACAACAUUCAGGUGUGGGCCAUGAACAGCCAGAGUGAGCACACAGAGGUGCACACUCUGUUGGAUAAGAUCAAUACUGCCUCUGACCAGCCUGUACCUGCAGUGUUGCGUGUCACUACCUCCCUCAAAUCACCCACCCUGUACAUCUUCACCUCUGGAACAACUGGGCUCCCGAAGGCUGCAGUGAUCACUCACCUCCAAAGUUUGAAGGCAGCAGCAGGUUUUUGGGCAUUCGGGGCGACUGAAGAUGAUGUGGUGUACAUUCCUCUGCCCCUCUACCACAGCGCAGCUUCCUUGAUUGGUAUAGGAGGAACCAUAGAGCUGGGUGCGACCUGUGUCUUGAAGAAGAAGUUCUCAGCCUCCCAGUUCUGGAAUGACUGUAGAAAACAUAACGUGACUAUUUUCCAGUAUAUUGGUGAACUCUGCAGAUACCUCUGCAACCAGCCUAAGACAGAGGUCGAUAAAUUUCAUAAGGUGCGGAUGGGAGUCGGGAACGGGUUACGGCAGGACGUCUGGCGGGAGUUCCAGAGUCGCUUUGGAAACAUUAAAAUGUGCGAGGUGUAUGGCUCCACUGAGGGAAACCUGUGUUUCAUGAACCACAUCGGCAAGAUUGGGGCUGUGGGCCGCUCCAACUUCUUCUACAGGCUCCUGUUCAAGUAUGAACUGGUAAAGUAUGACAUGCAGAAAGAUGAACCAGUGAAAGAUGAGUGUGGUUUCUGUCAGCGAGUGGAAAGGGGUGAAACAGGGCUUUUACUGUCCAAGGUGAGCACCAUUAGCCCCUUCUUUGGCUAUGCUGGAGGCAAGCACCUGACUGAGAAAAAGCUGAUGAGGAAUGUGUUUGUGAAGGGAGAUGCCUACUUUAUCACAGGUGACCUAAUGGCUGAAGACUAUGAGGGCUUCAUCUGUUUCAGAGAUAGAGUGGGAGACACCUUCAGGUGGAAAGGUGAAAAUGUAGCAACAACAGAGGUCACAGAGAUUCUAGGGCUGGUGGAUUUUAUCCAAGAAGUCAAUGUGUAUGGAGUGGAAAUACCAGGACAUGAGGGAAGAGCAGGAAUGGCGGCCAUGAUUAUAAGACCAGCUCACACAUUUGAUGGGAAGAAACUGUUUGAGCAUGUGAUGAGGGAUCUACCAACGUAUGCUCGUCCACUCUUCAUCAGACUCCAGGAGUUCAUGGAGAUGACAAGCACCUUCAAGCAGCAGAAGUUCCAGCUGGUGCAAAGUGGUUUCAACCCCUCAAUGAUCUCUGAGCCUCUGUAUGUGUUGGAUUACCAGCAGAAGAACUACAUUCCUCUAACAGACAGUAUCUACCAGAGCAUCCUAGCUGGAGAACGCAAGUUAUAGAGCUCACAGCUGUGAUGAUGGUUUGAAACGGUGCACAUGACAUGAUCAAGUCAGCGAAGAAGAGUCGACACAUCAACACUAAUGUCCCUAUGAGUUGUUUUUGUUUUGUUUUUUUUAAUAUAAAUAAUAUUCAAGGGUUAAAAACCAUUAAAACUGACCAAGUACCAUGAAACCCAGUACUCAGUAAAAGUUCAGGUUCAUUUUGGAAUUAAUCAGUUAAUGAAUGGAGAAGUGAAAGGAUUGUAAUACAUAAAGCAGUUUGGAGUAAAAUGCCCUGAAAAUGACCAGAUAUCAUGAAACUAUCCCUGAAAGUAAACUUUGAAAUAUUGAGACACGUUAAGGUAUAAAUUAGACACGACUUUCCUUUCAUUCAUUUGGUCAAUUUAGAGGACCACUUUAAAUGCCCUCAAACUGUACAGAAAAUCUAUUAAAAUACCUUAAUAUAUUACAAUAAAUUAAACUGUCCAUUAAUUGUUUUCUCAAAAUCCCACUGACAUGCCUUAAUUAUAUCUUCACUAAUGGAUAAAUCAAUGGAUUAAUUAAUGGAUAAGCAGUAUAGAUGAUGAAUGGAUGGACUUUCACAAACAGAAUCACACAUAUGUCUUUGCUGAUGAGUCACAUUGGUUAAGAUUUGUUCAACAUCAACAAAUUUAUCCAACAUAUUCCUACGUUACACUGACCAAUCACAGCUCACUGCAUAUCAGCUGACAUUAUGUAUUUAUGAAACGGAGUAUGAAAGCCCAAAAGUAUAUAUACGUGUGUGUGUGUGUGUGUGUCUGAGAGAGAGAGAGAGAGAAGUACUCCCAACAAGGAUGACUGCAGUCACAGGACACAUCAAACCCAGUAGAGCAGGAGUGGUGAUAAUGACUUCCCCAGGGGGAUGUAGACUCAGAGCCAACAGGUGGAUGCUUGGUGGAGGUGGGCGUUUUGAAAUGCUAUAUGAACAGCAGCAGCACAUAGCUUUCAGGAGAGCAGUGUGGCAGCAAAGCAGUGAACUGACACUGUGUCAGACAUAUGUUACAGUGACGUGUGUGUGCCAUGUUCUACUAAUGAAACUGGCUUUGCUUCAUUUGUCCAUGGAUCAGUUUCUCUGCACAGUGACAGAUUAUUACAGACUCCACUUUUCAGUGGUUUGACUCAUUGGACUUCUGUUCCAAGAUCCCAGCUGUUUUAAUGAAUUCCCUGUCAUCACUGAUAGAGAUGAUGGCCAAAACUACCAACACAAGACCCAGGUUGUAAUUGAGCAGAACUAUCCUUUAAAGGACCUGUUCUACACUUUAGAAAAUGCACUUGUGUGUCCAGUACAGUAAAAGUUUUGAGGCAUGUUUGGCAAAUUAACAACAACAACAACAACAACAAAAACCUAUUCAGUUCAGUUUCACUUAUUUGUAUAGCACCGAAUCACAACAGAAGUUACCUCAAAGCACUAGAAAAAUACAGCCCUGUUGCAGGUUUGCUGUUCACUGAUGUGAAGCUUGGUUUCUUUUUUUCUUUCUUCAUUGUAGCACUCUAAUGACUCAGGUGCCUUUAGGAGCCAACUCAUUGCUGAUGAGUUCCCAUGUUUCUUUUGUAGCUACUCUGUCACGUCCUGCUCAGUCUCAGCUGUUUUAAACAUGUCUGAUACUCAGUAAGCUGUUACAGAAACAAGCCCAGGAUGAAGCAGUAAAGUUGUGCAAUUUUAGAUAUCCUUACCUUCCCCUGACUGGAAGAGCUGCAGUCCUGACGGACUCACACAAAGCUGUGAACAGAGAUCUACAUUUACGAGACACUCACAUGGCCUGAUACCAGCUCAGAGUGAACUAACACACAGAUCAUCACCAAACCAACUGACUUGUUGGUCUGGAGGCUGAUUUAUAAUAUGAAUUAAAACACAACUUCUCACUCAGUUAUGGACUACAUAAAAUAUAUGUUUUAUUAAUCAGCUUGUUCAACACUGUGUAACUGUGACUGAAACUGUCUCAGGUGAAAUGAUACUGAUCCUAUAGUUGCAGAACAUCUCACAUUCGUCCAGCUAUGUCAGUUCUUCAUGUUGUAUGUUCCAAUCAGAUAUUUGUUAGAACAAUGUGACACAUUCACACCUCUGCUGCAGGCAGGAAGUUAAAAGAACAAAUGACAGAUUUUUAAAAUCCUGUUUAGAUCACAGAACUAAAGUAUCAUGACAAAAUAUUUCUAUCAUGUCAGCAGGGACAAAUGCUGUGGUCUCAGCUGGAUCGAUCUGAUGAUGUCGGACAUCCUAAUCAUGAUGGUUAAAAUGUAUCCUUACUGUAAAAACUCAGAUCUAAAGGAUCAUUACAGUCUCCUUCCCAGUUUUGGCUAAAGGUUCAUGUUUUGUUCCAUGUUCAUGCCAAAUCUAACAAAAACAGACAAUCUGCAAAACAUUGGACUCUAUUUUGACUUCACUGUAGCCAGCUACAGAUUCAUGCUCAUUUGGUGACUAAUCUAUUCUGUGAGAAUCGUAGAAAAUCAUGCAUCACAGUAAAUGAAGUACUUUCAAAACUUAAUUCACUAAAGAGACAUCAUAUGAUAAUGGAGAGCAGAAAACAAAGAAAGAUAUAAUGAACAUGUUAUCACAGCACAUUAACUGUUGUCAUUGCACAGUAACACUGUACUGCUCAUGAUCUCGGGGUUUACAGAACAUUACUGAACUAUAGAAGCUCUGGGUAUGCAUACAAACCUAAUCUCCAUCAGGUCACACAAUUAUCAUAUUGUAAAAACACCACCAAGAGAACACAGUGGCAGUGUUACCAUAUAAUAUGUGAUCCCCACAUGAGCAAAGCUGUGGGUAUAGGCUCACUAACAGAGGGGAGGGCUGUAUGACAGUAAAUCUAAUGCAGUGUUUGUGAAUCUGAGCUAUGGUCCAGCUCCGGCAUCAGACCGCCAGCUCAGGUUCUGUCAUCCUGUCCUGGACUGCCUCCUUUCUUCUCUGGUCCCUGCCGUACCUUUGACACAAACAAGCUGAGCCGCAGAGCACAUGCAACACUCUGACUUUCACUUUUGCCCAACAGAUUGACUGUGUUGCAAUAACAACCUCGUAAUACGGUUAUCUGAUUUGAUUUCAUCCUCUUGUUGUGUGUCUCCCAGUCUGAUAUGGGUCUGUGAUGUUCUGUCCACUGACAGCUGAGCAGUCUGACUGAGAUAAACUCAACUCUCUUUCUUUGUUUUUGAAGUUUGUUUUUGUUUUUUUUGUUUUUUAAAUUAUACAUGAUUAUAAUUUAGUUCCUUUAAAAUGACCUCUGUCCCCACUAUUUCUGUGCAGAGACAGUAAUAGUUUGCCAUAGAUGCUCAUUUAGCUUGUGAAUAGACAGACAGACAGAAAGGAACACUCAGUGACAUAUGGACUGAGUUACAGGAACCAGUGGAGCAGAGCUCAGAGAUAGCGUCAGGACUGUGGCUCUCUGUUAGAGAAUGCUUGAACACCUCAUAUCUUCUGCUCCCUCUUUUCUUUGUCUAGCUCUGUGUUAAGUCUCUUUUAGUCUAGCUUUAAAACUCAGUUAAAUUUCAACUGCUUUUCUUUUGACUGAUUUUGAGUGUGUUAACCCUCUGCACGUUUGUUUAAAUUUCAGAAUGUACUAGCGUUUGACAGGUAAUAUAUUGAACUGAAGAUAUACCAGUCAUUUUUAUCCUGGGUAAUUGCUAUUUCUUCUGUUAAUCAGUGACCCAUAUUCAGGCUUGAUGCAAACAUGGUGUACAAAAUACUCAAAGAAAUAAAUCUUGCUUGACUGAAUACAAAAAA
Lates calcarifer (barramundi perch) is the source of this 5715-nucleotide messenger RNA. RefSeq names its product solute carrier family 27 member 6 (gene slc27a6). The transcript has 10 exons. Lineage: Eukaryota; Metazoa; Chordata; Actinopteri; Centropomidae. Gene Ontology annotation, molecular function: long-chain fatty acid transmembrane transporter activity; long-chain fatty acid-CoA ligase activity. The record is from RefSeq and is a predicted model, not a curated record. The coding region runs from base 111 to 1982 and encodes 623 amino acids.